CAACAACACCUUUUAACAAGCUUAUAUUAGUUUUAGAGGUGCUGCACUAAAGGAAAACAAUUAUUGAUCAAAAUGUAAUGGUACAUUUAAUGUCAAAUUUAGAUAAUGAAUGCAUGUGCCAAACUAAAAAGAAUUCCAGCCUUGCAUACUGUAUACCCAAAAUCCAGACUCAGCACUAGAUGUUAUCAAUGAAGAUGAUGUUGAAACGUAGUUUACCACAAAUAUUAGUCAAGGAAUGAUUUAAAAAAUGGGAAGAAAAUUAUUUAACCAGAAUUCCGGAGGGAUAGUUUAAGGAAGUGUAAGUUUAAGGAACUACCCUCUGCCUCUCCACCUCCCCCUCAUUUUCCCUAUCAGAUCCCAUCACAAGGAAAUAAAUUUUAUCUUUAUUUAUCCAUCUCACAUUACAAGUGUACUUCCCCCCAAAAAAAACACUUGACAGCAACAUUGGAUUUACACCAAAAUUAAAUUUUAUGAGAACUUACUUGUUACCGUUACGAAUUUUAACAGUAGACCUGUGAGCAGGCACGAACGUGCAAAUAUCAAAGAAGAUAACAAAGCAGAUAAGGGGCCGCGCUGAGAUGCCAUGACAGGAAACUGGGCGAGAGAGCAUAACAAGAUGCGUGACGUAAUUUAUGCCAGCUCCCGGAACCUUCAAAGAUGGCGCCUAUAACUUGUUCAUAUGUCUUUUCGUUGUUGACGCUUCCUUUCUGUGAAUUAGGCUAAAUCUAGCCGAUAUGACAACACAGAAUCAGCCCCAGAAGAAGGUCAAAAUCUUACAACUUGUUCGGACUAUUCAAACUGAGCAGCUAUCGAAAUUACAGCAGAAAUAUCAACUUGAACAAGACCUGCUAGAGGAUGUCAGAACCUAUGCAAAACAGAGAUCCACAAUAGAGAGAGAGUAUGCUCAGGCCCUACAAAAACUCAAUUCCCAAUUUCUUCAAAAGAAGGAGUUGUCUGCUGAAGACUUAGCAGGAGAAAAUGGACACAAAACCCCUCAUGGAGUCUGGAAAUCUCUGCUUGAUGAAUCAGAAAAAAAGGCAAAGCAGCGAUUGGCCAUCUCAGAGGAACUUCAAGGACAGAUGGCUGAAAGCAUGAAGACUCUUAAGUCAAACAAAGCCCAGGUUUUUAAGAAGUGUCAAGAACUUACCCAGAAAAUUCAUGAAGAACUUUUUGAGACUGUACGUGAGUUGUCCAAGGCUAAGAAAGGUUAUGAGGAAAUGGAAAAGCUGGCUCAGGUGGCAAGGGAACAAGCUGCUGAUGCUGAAGACAAGCUGAAAAAGAAGAACGUCAAGUUUUUUCAGUCCAAGCAAUCGUUGGAAAAGAAUUUAAACAAGAGUUCCAGUAGGCGUGAGAUAUGUGAGAGACGAACAGCAAUGGCUAGGAAUGAAUACAUUUUAUUACUGGCUGCAGCUAAUGCACACAUGACAAGAUACUUCUGCAAGGAGUUAGAAGACAUUAUGUCUACUUUAGACGGCGAUUUUUUUGACCAGUUAAGAGGAUACUUCACCACACUUGGUCAAGUUGAAGUUGAUGCUUGCAAGAAUGCCAUGCUGGGAUUUGAAACAGUGGUAUCACAUGCAAACACUAUUAACAGAGAUGUAUCCCUUCAGUCAUUCCUGGCAAAGAAUAAAGUGUUUUCAGAAGUUGUUCAAUAUGAGUUUGAAUCUUGCAAACAUGAUAAAGUAAGAAAGCUUACAACAGAACACAAUGCUGGUCUAGCACUCAACAAAGAAGCAAGAAAGUUAGCCAUGAGACUUGCUAAGGAUCAGAUGAAUCUAAAGGCAAAGAUCAAACAACUACAGGGUGUUAAAAAUACGGAUGAUGUACCACCACCAGCAACAGAUGGUAAUCAAGAGGGUGAACAGAGUGCCGAGACACUAAAGGAGAACAUCAGACUCAUUGAGACAAGCAAGUUAAAAACAGAAGCAUGUUUGGAAGUCUUGCGAGAGGCUGCAGUGAAUGUUGAUGAGUGGAUGAAGAGUGCAAAUUCCUUGUCCCCCAAUGACAUUGAAGCUGAUUUCCAUGGAAGCCAGAGCUCAUUGAACUCGCUCAGUGAUGACUUCAAUGACACGUUUGACGAUGAGUGGGAUGAUAUUGAUGACACUUUCACUGCCGACUACUCAUCAGAUGAAGAUACUAGAAGUGUGUCAUCCAACUGCUCUAUUCCAGUGGCUUGUGUUGCUUUAUACAACUUUGAUGCAACAGACUCAGAGGAACUAACCAUUACUGAAGGAGAAGAAUUAGAAAUAUUAGAAAGAGAUGGUGAUGGAUGGUGUAAGGGUCGUAACAAAUCAGGGCAAGUGGGCUUUUUUCCUGAGACCUAUAUUGAGGUUGGAUCAGCAGCCAAUCACUCCCCACGUCAGAUCACACCAAGUAAUUCCUACACAGAUGGUCAUCCUUGUGGGUCACCUGUUAGUGUUGCAAGCAUAGGACAAGCAACAUCAGCUGCAACAAAAUACUUGUGUUAUGUAAGAGCAUUGUAUGACUAUGAAGCAAUGAGUGACGAGGAAAUAUCGUUCAAAGAGGGUGACAUUGUUGGAGUUCUUCAAAAAGAUGAUAACAAUGUUGAUGAUGGAUUCUGGUAUGGUGAGUUUGAAGGACGUCGUGGUGUUUUUCCUUCUUUGGUGGUGGAAGAUUUACCUGAAGGCUUUCAAACAACAGACACUAACAUGAAUGUCACAGAAUCCUUACCAUCAACCUCUUCUUGCGACAACAGAGAUGGAGAUUAUAUAACAUUACCAAAAGAUUACAAAGCGGGUGCAUCAGCACCUGUAGCACCAAACAUGUUACAACCUGUAAGAAAAGCCCCACCUCCUCCUGCCAACUCUCCGAUAAUUCCAAGGAGUACAACAAUGGCUUCAGGAGGAGGUGCUAGAGCUCUAUUGCCGCCCACAGAUCGUCAACGAGCAAAAACUGAAAACACAACAACCAUGAAAAAACCAGACAAUAGAGCAUUUGCAAGAAGUCUGUCGCAGAAUCCAUCACUUCAGUUAAAGAUGUAUGAGAAUAUUGACCAGUUAGUCCCCAAAUCCAAGCCUCCUGAUUAUGUUAAUGUCACAGAUCUUCCUUCAUCAAGUGCAAAUGGCCCAUCAACUUCUGGAAGUGCUUCUCGUAGUGUUCCCAAACCUAUGGCAAGGUCACGUCGCCCUGCCCCGCCCCCUAAGCCUCCCCCGCCAACUGCAGCCAGCAGAAGUUCAUAUCGUGGAUCAAAAACAUAUGUUUGAGAAAGUCAGUCUUAGAAGAUAAAUAAUUUUUAUGAAUUAUAAAAGUGCGUCUCUAAAGAAAUAAACAGUGCACUCCCAGAGUUUUCAAAAGAAGACAGUGACUGUUAUAAAUAGCAUUGUUCCUUCGUCAAGUUGGUACAUUGUUCUUGCCACCUGAGUUGAAUGCUCAUAAUAAUUUAACACUAAUUAUGUAUAUUUAUUUGGACCAGUACAAUGUGGACACUGAGCUUGCUGUUGUUAACACAGUUUAACUAUUGUUCAGCAUAAUGGUGAUGAUCAACUUUAAAAAUGUCCAAACAGUAUUUACUAAAAUAAUAUACCCUUUGAAAUGAAACAUACCUGGAACGAAAUUGUUAAUGAAAAAUGUUUCCAUGAUAGCCUAUAUUUCUGCACUGUACUUGGUAAUAAUAAACAUUAUUAUUGGAUGAGGUUUUUGUGAUAUCCAGAAUAGUCAAGGUCGAGGUAGGGGUUGGGUUGAUUAUUCUUGAUAUCACAUAACUGAAUUGUUUUAUUAUACAUUGAACGAAAAAAAAA
Molecule: messenger RNA, 3758 nt
Organism: Orbicella faveolata
Lineage: Eukaryota; Metazoa; Cnidaria; Anthozoa; Scleractinia; Merulinidae
Product: F-BAR and double SH3 domains protein 2-like
Biological process (GO): regulation of actin filament polymerization; neuromuscular synaptic transmission
Cellular component (GO): recycling endosome; neuromuscular junction
Molecular function (GO): protein binding
Source: RefSeq, a predicted model, not a curated record